AUGUCUACCUCUCGCGAUACCUCUGAUCAGUCCGACAUCACUAAGAUGAAGGUCGAAGCGGACGGGUCCUUCAAGCGGAAGGACAUGGCCUUCCGCAACUUCAUCAAGAAGGGUGGCGAAUUCGAGCCCGAAGCGGGUCGCUAUCAUCUAUACGUCUCAUAUGCGUGCCCGUGGGCAACUCGCACUCUGAUCUUCAGAAAACUGAAGGGACUGGAGGACUUUAUCGAUGUGACUGUGGUCUCCCCUCGCAUGGGCUCGAACGGAUGGCCGUUUGCAUCUGUCGAUUCCUUCCCAGCAGCAGAUGUGGACCCCAUCUUCCAAGCCGAGCACAUCAAGGACAUCUACCUCCGUGUGGACCCGAACUUCAACGGGCGCUUCACCGUUCCCGUCCUCUUCGACAAGAAGAAGAAGACCAUCGUGAACAACGAAAGCUCCGAGAUCAUUCGCAUGUUCAACACCGAGUUCAACCACCUUCUGCCCGCGGAUAAGGCUGCCCUCGACCUCUACCCGGAGGACUUGCGCGCAGAGAUCGACGAGGUGAACGCGUGGGUCUACGACGACAUCAACAAUGGCGUGUACAAGAGCGGCUUCGCGACGAGCAGCGAUGCUUAUCGCGCAGCUGUCGUGAAGGUAUUCGACGCCCUUGACCGUGUGGAGAAGAUGCUGGACGGCAAGACAUACCUCGUCGGGGACCGGCUCACGGAAGCCGAUGUCCGGCUGUUCGUCACUAUCAUUCGCUUCGACCCGGUAUACGUUGGUCACUUCAAGUGUAACCUGAAGACCAUCCGCCAUGGGUAUCCGGCCAUUCAUCUCUGGAUGCGCCGCCUCUACUGGGGCAACGACGCCUUCCAAUCGACGUGCGACUUUGACCACAUCAAGACGCACUAUUACUGGUCGCACGCCUCGAUCAACCCGCACCGAAUUGUGCCCAUGGGGCCGGUGCCGCACAUCGAGCCGCUCAACGGUUCGCAGUGA
This is a messenger RNA of Peniophora sp. CBMAI 1063, 975 nucleotides long. Lineage: Eukaryota; Fungi; Basidiomycota; Agaricomycetes; Russulales; Peniophoraceae. The record is from the annotation of a GenBank genome assembly.